Aedes albopictus (Asian tiger mosquito) is the source of this 524-nucleotide messenger RNA. RefSeq names its product cytochrome c oxidase subunit 7C, mitochondrial. The coding region runs from base 133 to 336 and encodes 67 amino acids. The record is from RefSeq and is a predicted model, not a curated record. The transcript has 3 exons. Gene Ontology annotation, biological process: mitochondrial electron transport, cytochrome c to oxygen. Lineage: Eukaryota; Metazoa; Arthropoda; Insecta; Diptera; Culicidae.
AGCUAUCUUGACCGAAAAAAUGACAAUUGACUUGUCAAAAUCGACGCGAAUCGCUUGUGUCAGUGUCACUCGGUGCAUUUUCACGUUCAUUCUUCAACGAGUUUGCUUCGGAAGGAAAAUCACAGAAUCAAGAUGUUCGCCCGCGCCGCCGCCAUCUCCCGCACCGGAAUGACCAACCUGGUCCGCUACUCGCACUCCCACGGAGGAAUCCCCGGCGAGAACUUGCCAUUCAGCUUGGGCAACCGCUACAAGCUGACCGCUAUGUUCAUCGUUUUCCUCGGAUCCGGUCUGGGAGCUCCCUUCUUCGUGCUGCGACACCAGCUGCUGAAGCAGUAAAUUGUGUAAGGGAUGUCUUAGUACAACAGCAGUUUUCAACGCUAUUUGUUUAGUGCUGGGAUGGGCGAGUGCGACUUUCUUAACUAGAAUGAGAUUUUUGGCUCUUUCGAUUCAAAUUUCCAAUUCGGUUAAAAAGAUAAAGUGUUAUGGGUGAAGUCGUAAUAAAUCGGUGAAGUGUAAAAGAAUAA